Cotesia congregata is the source of this 906-nucleotide messenger RNA. The record is from the annotation of a GenBank genome assembly. NCBI's taxonomy places the organism in Eukaryota, Metazoa, Arthropoda, Insecta, Hymenoptera, Braconidae.
AUGAAAUGUAUGUUACUUGCAGAAAACAGGCAAGCUCUGGCUGAAAGAAAUAAGGCUCUGCUACAAUCUUCAAUUGAAUGUUAUACAUUGUCCAGAACAUACCUCGUCAAAACCGGGAUUCAAAAUCAAUUCCCAAUUGAGCAAACGACAUCUGUUAACCAACCAACUGGUAGAACUACUAGACCUGGUCAGAUUGUUCGGAGGCGCUCAGUGGAUAAUCCUCCACGACCAACACUUCAACAGCUGGCGACUAGUGCAAGGAAUUCACGAUCUCCAACUCGAAGUGGCAAUCUACCACCUCCAGUUCGUAAUCCGUCACGGAAUCCACCACCUCUACCUUCGAAUCGGUUCCCUUCACCGCCUCCAGUUCAUAAUCCGCCAGUGAAUCCACCACCGGCUUCAACUACCAAUCCGCCAGCUCAAGUUGGCAAUCCUGUACCUGGACCUUCAGGGUCCCAACCACCAGCUCAAGUUGGCAAUCCUGUACCUGGACCUUCAGGGUCUCAACCACCAGCUCCAGCUGCUCUCGUCCAAGCAGGAGCUGCUCCAGCACCAGGAUCCCGAGCAUGGGGCAUUCAUGGAAUGUGGCCUUCAUUGAAAACCUACAUGAAGCAUCCAAGGCAAUGCAAUUUGAAAAUACCCUAUGAUCCAAAUCAGGUCUUACCUAUACAGGACGCUCUGGAGGAUAGAUGGUUCUCAGUUAAUGGAAGUCCCAUGACCCAUCAAGCCUUGUGGAGGCAUGAGUGGGAUAAACAUGGCACUUGUGCUGCAAGGUCACCUCAUAUGAGAAAUGUUCAAUCGUACUUCUUAAAGGGCUUGGAACUUUUUAAACAAGCUAAUGUUCAAACUAAGCUUACUGCCGCUAACUUCAGGGCUAAGAAAGAGAUGACUAAUAGAAAGAGAUGA